Gracilinanus agilis (Agile Gracile Mouse Opossum) is the source of this 812-nucleotide messenger RNA. It is a transcript of the gene NDUFS7, whose product is annotated as NADH:ubiquinone oxidoreductase core subunit S7. The record is from RefSeq and is a predicted model, not a curated record. Gene Ontology annotation, biological process: aerobic respiration; electron transport coupled proton transport; mitochondrial respiratory chain complex I assembly. The coding region runs from base 51 to 698 and encodes 215 amino acids. The transcript has 8 exons. Gene Ontology annotation, molecular function: 4 iron, 4 sulfur cluster binding; quinone binding; NADH dehydrogenase (ubiquinone) activity. NCBI's taxonomy places the organism in Eukaryota, Metazoa, Chordata, Mammalia, Didelphimorphia, Didelphidae.
AACGGUUAGAGCGGAGGACCCGGUGAGGUCGUCUGAAGGCUGUGUACAAGAUGGCGGUGGCGCUGGCGGUUCCCCGCCUGGCCCGGUAUGGAUUGUUUAGUUUUCGACCCAGCACAGCCCUUCAGGUUCAACUGCUCCAUCAGAGUUCGGUGACAGAGGCAAGCAGCCCUGUCCCAGAGGGAAAAAAGAGUGGGGCAGUUGUCCCCAAAUUCUCUUCACUCCCAAGCAGCAAAGGGGAGUAUGUGAUCACCAAACUAGAUGACCUUAUCAACUGGGCCCGGCGGAGUUCCUUGUGGCCCAUGACUUUUGGAUUGGCAUGCUGUGCUGUAGAGAUGAUGCAUAUGGCAGCUCCCCGAUACGACAUGGACAGAUUUGGAGUGGUGUUCCGGGCCAGUCCUCGUCAGUCAGAUGUUAUGAUUGUAGCUGGCACUCUCACCAACAAAAUGGCCCCAGCUCUUCGAAAGGUAUAUGACCAGAUGCCAGAGCCUCGUUAUGUAGUCUCCAUGGGAAGUUGUGCUAACGGUGGAGGAUAUUACCAUUACUCGUACUCUGUAGUGAGAGGAUGUGACCGCAUUGUGCCCGUGGACAUCUACGUCCCAGGCUGCCCGCCCACAGCUGAAGCACUGCUCUAUGGCAUCCUGCAGCUCCAGAAGAAGAUCAAACGAGAGAAGAGGCUCAGGGUCUGGUACCGGCGGUGAUGGCCCCUGUCGGCAGGAAGCAGGGAUGGGGCUCUUGGCGAGAAGGGGACCCGGCCCCUGUUUAUUUAUGAUCUUAUGCCAUGUGAAUGUCAAUAAAAUGAUCUGGUUAAUAGA